AUGGAAAACGAUGAAUACGCUGAUACACUUUUUAAAGCUUAUCUCAGUGAUAUAGCAGAAAGAUAUGAAGACAUGGCUUUAGAAAUGAAAAUGGCAGUUAAACUUGCUCAUAGUAAGAAUAUUCUUCUAAGUCCGUCAGCAAGAAACUCUUUUAGCGUGGCUUUUAAAAAUCUAGUAAGUGCUAGAAGAAGCAGUUGGAGAAUUUUAUGUUCAGAAAAGCAAAAGCAGGCAGCAAAAGGUAUGCAAAAUAAUCAACACGUAGAAGAAAAAAUUCAGACAGUAGAAAAAGAACUUUUAAAUUUUUGUAAUGAUGUACUUGACAUGAUAAAUAGUUACAUCCUUACUCAAGAUAUUACUAAAAACUCAGGUUAUAAUGUCGAAUACUCUAUUUUCUUUUUGAAAAUGAAAGGAGAUUAUUUUCGCUACAAGGCAGAAGUUCUAAAAGGAGAAGAAAGUGAAACAAUUGGUAAGCUAGCACAUGAUGCUUACAAGGAAGCAACCGAACAAGCGGCUCCUCUUCCAACUACUAAUCCUAUUAAAUUAGGACUUGCUCUUAAUUAUUCAGUGUUCUAUUACGAAAUAUUAAAUGAUCCUAAAGAAGCGUGUGUUAUUGCUAGAACGGCCUUUGACAAUGCUAUUGAAAACCUUGAAGGGCUAAGUGAAACUCACUACAGAGAUUCGACAUUAAUUAUGCAACUUCUUAGAGACAAUUUAACAUUGUGGAAUAGUAGAGAAGAUAAUUCUAGAAUUACUGAAGAUGAAAGAGAGGCAUCAAUAGAAGAAGAAGAGAAAUGUUGA
Vairimorpha ceranae is the source of this 798-nucleotide messenger RNA. Its product is annotated as 14-3-3 protein 1-like protein. Gene Ontology annotation, cellular component: cytoplasm. Gene Ontology annotation, biological process: signal transduction. The record is from RefSeq and is a predicted model, not a curated record. The transcript has a single exon. NCBI's taxonomy places the organism in Eukaryota, Fungi, Microsporidia, Nosematidae. The coding region runs from base 1 to 798 and encodes 265 amino acids.